AUGUUCGCCAAAGCCAUCGUCGCCCUCGCCGUCGCUGCCGUUGUGUCUGCCCAAUCGACCAUCAGCACCCCCACCAGUCUCAUUCAGUGCCAACCCAUCGCUCUAGGUAAGUGUUGUGCCAUUCGCCUCUGGACGCGUCCAAGCCGUUUCUGCGCGCAUGAUCACGGGCGGACUCCGCAACGACUCCUGCCGGCCUACGCGCUAAAGACGCGAUCACAUCGAGGUGCAAUUCGUCGUCGCCAGAUGGAAGGCAGUACUGACCCCUUUCCACGUCGUAACAUGAACUGUAUUCCACAGCUUGGACUGCUGGUGCGGGAGCCCCCUACUUUGUGUGAGUGACCAUCGAAUUGACGUGUCGCUGCGGCCGCCGGCUGCGACUCGGGUUUUCCAACUCGACGCCUCGAGUUGGGCCUCAUCGGGUGCGCAUCGCAUGCAAUUGCUGACUCGGAACGCUUGGCGUUCAUUACCCUACACAGUUCCGCCAUCCCCGGUGGCGAUGCUUCGGGAGCCGCUCUUGAGCAGAUCGGAGGUGGUCCUUUGAACUCGACCACCUUCACCUGGUAAGUCGCUCGCUCGCUGUUUUCGAUCCCGGCCUCGGCCUCUGAUUCGUGCGCGCCGCGUCGAGGCGCGUUCUGUGCUGUGCUGUUGCGGUGCUCGGGUUACGGAGGUUCCGGCUCGCGGGGUCUGCAGCUGUCUUUGAUCAUCUGGGAUACGAAAAGCUUAUACAUCGCUUGGUCAAUCGGAUCAAUUCAAAACUUGUAAUAGGACCGUCAACAUCGCGGCUGGCACGUCCGUCACCAUGAAGGUCAUCGACAAGUGAGUGGCCCUCGGAGGCAUCGAUCGAGUUUUUCAAAUUCGGCUGCUGACGGUUGUUGUCGUCAAUUUUUACGAAUACAGGUCCGGAACGCCCAACUACUCCGACAAGGUCACUGUUCAAGCCGGUAGCAGCACGUGCACUCUCGUCAACGCGUCGGGCGGUUCGGCCUCGUCCGGUGCCGCCUCUUCCGCCGCCUCUCCCGCCGCUUCUUCAGCCGCCGCUUCCGCUGCCGCUUCCUCUACUGCAUCCGCCGCGUGAGUACAAGGGGAACGGCUUUAGUCGGUUCAUCGUGAGAAGUGCUCACCACCCGCUUUUUUUCCGGCUCGCAGUGGCAUGGCCACUUCGGUCCGUGCGUCCGCCACCAGCGCCGCCGGUGCUGCCACUUCGGCUGCCGGUGCCGCCACUUCGGCCGCCGCCGCCGCUGCCACCAGCAAGGCCGCUUCGAGCGCUUCGACCGUCGUCGUUGGGUCCGGUGCCUUUGCUGCGGUUGCGGCUUUGGUCGUUGCUGCCCUUUGA
Molecule: messenger RNA, 1333 nt
Organism: Microbotryum saponariae
Lineage: Eukaryota; Fungi; Basidiomycota; Microbotryomycetes; Microbotryales; Microbotryaceae
Source: the annotation of a GenBank genome assembly